Williopsis jadinii is the source of this 1316-nucleotide messenger RNA. RefSeq names its product methionine aminopeptidase (gene MAP2). The record is from RefSeq and is a predicted model, not a curated record. The coding region runs from base 35 to 1279 and encodes 414 amino acids. Gene Ontology annotation, biological process: proteolysis. Gene Ontology annotation, molecular function: metalloaminopeptidase activity. The transcript has 2 exons. Lineage: Eukaryota; Fungi; Ascomycota; Saccharomycetes; Phaffomycetales; Wickerhamomycetaceae.
GCCAUAGUUUCAACAGGAUAGUCCCAUAACAAAGAUGUCCGAGAGUGUUGAAGAGCGUGUUGAGAGUGGCACCGCUGUGGAAGAAGUUGGAUCCACGACGGAAAAGCUGGACCAACUUGAAAUUGGUGAAGAUGAACACGAGGGAGCAUCUAGUGCGACAAAGAAGAAGAAGAAGAAGAGCAGCAAGAAGAAGAAGAAGAAAUUGGCCCCAAUUUCUGAGUCUUUCCCAGAUGGUAUCUACCCAGAAGGUGAAUGGCAGGAGUACAAGGAUGAGAACAAGUACCGAACCACUGACGAGGAGAAGAGAUACCUGGACAGACAACAGAGCGAUAGAUGGAAUGCGGUUAGAAAAGCAGCAGAGGUUCAUCGUCGUGUUAGAGAGCAUUUGGCACCAAGAUUGAACCCAGGUAUGACCACCACGGAAGCUGCAGAGACCAUUGAAAAUGCCGUUAGAAGCUUCAUGAAUGAGCCUGACAACAAGAUCGCUGGUAUCGCCUUCCCAACGGGUGUUUCUAGAAACGACUGUGCUGCACAUUACACACCAAAUGCCGGUGAUAAGACCGUUCUGUUGUACGAUGACGUUGUUAAGAUUGAUUUUGGAGUGCAUGUUAACGGUUACAUUGUGGAUUGUGCCUUUACAAAGACAUGGAACUCCAAGUAUGAUAAGUUGUUGGAAGCCGUUAAGGAUGCAACAAACACAGGUAUCAAGGAAGCUGGUAUUGACGUUCGUCUGACCGAUAUCGGUGAGGCAAUUCAAGAAGUUAUGGAGUCAUACGAGGUGGAAAUUGACGGUGAAGUUUACCCUGUAAGACCAAUCAGAAACUUGAACGGACAUAACAUUGGAGUCAACGAGAUCCAUGCUGGUAAGUCUGUUCCAAUCGUCAAGAACUUUGACGAAACCAAGAUGGAGGAAGGUGAAGAGUUUGCCAUUGAAACCUUUGGCUCCACGGGCCGUGGUUACGUUGUUGCCGAGGGUGAGUGUUCUCACUACGCUCUCAAGGUUGAUGCUCCAAAGGUUCCUCUGAGACUGAACAAGGCAAAAGCAUUGCUGGCCACCAUUGAACAGAACUUUGGUACAUUACCCUUCUGUCGUCGUUACCUGGAUAGGGUUGGUGAGGAAAAGUACCUCCUGGCCUUGAACAACCUGGUCAAGGAAGGUAUAGUGCAGGACUAUCCACCGCUGAUGGACUCUCCAGGGUCCUUCACAGCACAGUACGAGCACACAAUCCUCCUACACCCACACAAGAAGGAAGUUGUAAGUAGAGGGCCAGAUUACUAACCUUUCCACCACCAUUAAAUAGCUUUAUUCCCCUGUC